AUGCCACCAAUAGAUGAACCUACGAUUCAAAGAUAUAUCCAGUCAACUACUGCUGUUGAUGCGAACGAUCUCCCUGAGUCCGAUCGCAACUGCCCUAUUUGUCGCGAGCCGUACGGCCGUUGGGGACGUAAUCAUUUACCCAUCCGUGCUGGCGAAGAAUACCCUGUUCGCGUGCUCAGCGAGAACCCAAACACAUUAUGUCGGCAUGUAUUUGGAACUCAAUGUCUCGGCAACCAUUUCAGAUGUGGUGGGCCUUGGGCUACAAGAUGUCCGAUUUGUAGAGAGAUAUGGUUUCGCCCACUGGAAGGCUGGCCGUUGGCGAAUGCUCCUGUUGCUCUUACUCCUUCUGCUCUUACUCCCGCUGCUCGGGCGCCAGCUGCUACAGGUGAGCAUAACUUGGCGCCGGUCCGAAUUAACCUACCACUCCAUUACAAUUUGAGGAUCAUGGGCGCUCCUGAGCCAGUACCGAUUCACGAUGCUCCAGAAGUAGUGCAGGGUCCGCAAACAGACCCGGAAGAUUCGCCGCCUCUACCCCAGGAGCAUGGACUGUCCAAUAGAGGGAGACUGCAUCGAACACUUGGAUUCCUUGAGCGGAUGCUACCUGAAUUCGAAAUUGACGAUUGGGAUGAGGAAACGACGCAGCGUGUAUCGCAGUUAGAUAUCGCAGUCGAGAGACUCUGGAUGCAGCUUGAGGAUGUGAGAAGGAGAAGGAGUGGCUAA
Messenger RNA from Lindgomyces ingoldianus, 720 nucleotides. RefSeq lists its product as uncharacterized. The transcript has a single exon. Lineage: Eukaryota; Fungi; Ascomycota; Dothideomycetes; Pleosporales; Lindgomycetaceae. Bases 1 to 720 code for a protein of 239 amino acids. The record is from RefSeq and is a predicted model, not a curated record.